CAGUUAUUUCCCACGCUGCAGAGGUUUUGGUGUUUAGGUGAUAAUUAAGGCUGCAGACUUUGUGAGUGUUGUCCAAGAAGUCCAGUGCGUGUUUUCAGGCUUCUUCUACACUGAUGGUCCUGGUGGGAGCUGCUGAUCCUCGGCGCUGAUCAGCUUUUGGAUUCAACUUGUCAUUCCUUAUGCUUAUCCUGCUGGCAUGAAGUUAUGCAACACUUGGGUGUUGUCUUGUCAACAUCAACUUCAAAUAUUAGCUCCAGCCCGUCAGACCAGCACGGCUCCUCCAAGCCCCCCCUGAGCUCCUCGGCCAUGACAUCACGCAUCCUGCUGCGGCAGCAGCUGAUGCGGGAGCAGCUUCAGGAGCAGGAGCGGCGGGAGCAGCAGAGACAGCAGGCCUCCCAGUACCCACAAACCACGGCGGCACAGACCCCUGCCAUCAAUGUCAGUGUCCCGACCAGUUUACCGCCAGCCGCCCAGGUCCCCAUGGAGGUGCUCAAGGUCCAGACUCAUCUGGAGAACCCAACCAAAUACCACAUCCAGCGCUCGCAGCAGCAGCAGGUGAAGCGGUACCUGGGGAAGCUUGGCUCUCAGGUGUUGAGCUUGCCUUGCCCCAACCAGUCCUCUGAUCGCGGGGGCAUGCCGCCAGGGCCGGGCAACAGCGCCCCCAACAGCCCUAUGGCCUUACUGACCUUAAACGCCAACUGCGAGAAAGAGAUGGAUGAUGUCAUUGAUGACAUUAUUAGUCUGGAGUCAAGUUACAGUGAUGACAUCCUCGGCCUGAUGGAUCCAGGACUUCAGAUGGCAAACACGAUCCCUGUCCCUGCUAACCUCAUGGACAUGUAUGGUAAUCAGGGUAUGUCCCAGCAAGGUCUGCCCAUCAGCAACUCCUGCCCUGCCAACCUGCCCAACAUCAAAAGGGAAUACUCUGUUUCACAAUCGCCAGCCAUCAUGCAUAUGCUGGAUAAGUCCGGAUCCUGUGGCAAAUUCGACAACUACCAAAGGCCUGAAGGGUUCCCUGUUGAAGCUGAGGUAAGAGCAAUGGCUAAGGAAAGACAGAAGAAGGAUAACCACAAUCUGAUUGAGAGAAGACGACGGUUUAACAUCAACGAUCGCAUCAAGGAAUUGGGAACUUUAAUUCCAAAAUCCAAUGACCCGGACAUGCGCUGGAAUAAAGGCACCAUCCUGAAGGCAUCAGUGGACUACAUCAGGAAGCUACAGCGGGAGCAGCAGAGGGCCAAGGAGCUGGAGAAUCGGCAGAAGAAGCUCGAGCACGCCAACCGUCAUCUGAUGUUGAGGAUACAGGAGUUAGAGAUGCAGGCACGCGCUCACGGUCUGGCCAUCGCAUCUUCACUCUGCUCUCCUGAACUCGGGCCCCGGACCAUUAAGCAGGAGACCGCUCUGGAGGACUGCCACCAGGACCUGUACGCGCUCCACCCACAGCACCAACACCACCCCGCCUGCACUCCAGAACAACCCGGCGGCGGCGGCGGCACCCUGGAUCUAAACGAAGGCCACUCUAACUUCACCGAGGGCCACUACAGCGUUCACAACAAGGCCGGAUCCAAACUCAACGACAUCCUCAUGGAAGACACCUUAUCACCGGUGAGAGGGCGGGACCCUUUGCUCUCGUCCGUCUCCCCAGACACCUCAAAGGACAGCAGUCGCAAGAGCAGUGUGAGCAUGGAUGAGAACGAGCAGGGAUGUUAGCACCCCCUACUGGAAGACACCUCACUCAGCAUCUCCAACCCCUCCAUCCUGUCAGUAGCUAACACACUCCCAGCUGCUGGAGAGGCUUUAUCUUGUUUGUGUCACUUGUUUUUGUUGUGUGUGUGUGUUUUAGUUUUAUUUCCUCCCCUCCACCCGUGUUUACAUGUAUUGAAUCUUUUCCAUUCAUGUUGUUUUGUUAGUUAUUUUUUUGUGAUAUAUUUGUUUUUAUUUUUCAAGCCCUCAACCUUGAUUUCAAGGACUGAUUAUGAAGUAUGUUCGCUUUAAUCAAUACUUUGAUGACAAUGAGUUACAAAAAUAGAGGUUUUUAUAUUUAAAAAAACAAAAACAAAACAAAAAAAAAACGCAUUUAUCUUUGGAUAGAGGCUAGAUUAUGUUUAUUUCUAUUGAUUCCAAAGAAUCUAGGGAAGUUAUAAAUCAUGGUCAGAAAUGUAGAUAUUUUGUGUUGAAAUGAACACUGCUUUUUAAAUCACUAGCAAUAAUAGAAGAAGAAAGAAAAAUCUAUUUAUUACUAUAGUGCUUUACACUCCUCGUGUCUUAGAUUGAACUUGAAUGUGUCGAUGCCUUAUUAAGAUGUGUAUACAUCGAUGUUGUAUUGCUAUGCACAUGUUUUUGGCUGUUAGCUGAGUCUUUGUCAGUCUUCCAGUUGAAAUUUCUUCCUUGACAAAUAUUAAUCAUUUGUAGAUUUGAUCUUAUUUAUGUAUCUAUGUAAAAAAACAGGAUGUUAUGUACACAUUCCCCUCAAAACAAUUAAUUUAUGACAAGGUAUUUAAAAGAAAAGCCUUUUUCUUUUUUCUUUUUUAAAUAACCGAGAUAUGAUAAUAAAUGAAAGCACGUUAAAAAAAAAAAGUCUCCUUCUAGAUAAUUAAAAUAAAUGAUAAUGGUUCGUUUUUAGUGUUUAAUUCGUCAUCACAAUGAGUGAGAAGCAGCACAACAAUCCAGUAAUAAGAGAGAAAGGUCAGGUUUCACCACAUGGAUGCAUCAUUUAGACGGACAUAUUAUCAGCAUACAUUCCUCUCUGCCAAAGCAGAUGAAACAUUUUAAUUCGACAACAGAUUAAAUGAAAGAUUUCUUCAUAACGCAGUAGACUUUUUUAGCUCAGAUCCAAAUUGAAAAGCCUGACAAAUGCACAAGAAUUUCACCCGAUAGAUCUGAUUGUUACGUAAUUCUAUAAAUCUUUGAGUGAUUAACGCAAGAAAGAUGAAUCAGUUCA
Molecule: messenger RNA, 2935 nt
Organism: Larimichthys crocea (large yellow croaker)
Lineage: Eukaryota; Metazoa; Chordata; Actinopteri; Sciaenidae
Gene: mitfb
Product: melanocyte inducing transcription factor b
Exons: 10
Coding region: 205-1704 (499 amino acids)
Biological process (GO): melanocyte differentiation; regulation of transcription by RNA polymerase II
Cellular component (GO): nucleus
Molecular function (GO): protein dimerization activity; RNA polymerase II cis-regulatory region sequence-specific DNA binding; DNA-binding transcription factor activity, RNA polymerase II-specific
Source: RefSeq, a predicted model, not a curated record